Molecule: messenger RNA, 2709 nt
Organism: Emericellopsis cladophorae
Lineage: Eukaryota; Fungi; Ascomycota; Sordariomycetes; Hypocreales; Bionectriaceae
Product: Transcriptional activator-like protein
Exons: 4
Coding region: 1-2709 (902 amino acids)
Biological process (GO): positive regulation of transcription by RNA polymerase II; aromatic amino acid catabolic process
Cellular component (GO): nucleus
Molecular function (GO): zinc ion binding; DNA-binding transcription factor activity, RNA polymerase II-specific
Source: RefSeq, a predicted model, not a curated record
AUGUCGUCCCAAUACGGUGCCGAAGGAACACCUGCUCCGGCUGGAGGGACCCAGACAGGUGGCACAUCCCAGCAUAAGCGCGUCUACCAGGCUUGCAUCCCAUGUCGCCGUCGUAAGGUGCGCUGCGACCUCGGCAGCGUCGACAAUCCCCACGACCCGCCCUGUGUGCGCUGCAGGAGGGAAAGCAAAGAAUGCUAUUUUAGUGCUACGAGGAGGAAGAGGAAAGGCGACGAUGGCGAGGGUAGCGAUGCAGACGACUACACAAUCCGCAAUGGGAGAAAGAGGGUGUACACAAACGAGAACACACCGCCGGUCGUCGAUCGCCGCCUGUACAGCGAGGCACCUCUGACACCAGGAGGCAACCCGGUGGGGCGCACCGACAGCAAUGAUUUCGCGGUGGAUGCCGAUGAGACCCAGCAGGUGCAGAAUCCGGACGCACAAACUGUGAUGCGACCUGGUGUGUACGGUCUUCAUGAUGCCCUUGAUCUACUCUACAAGGCUGCGACAGACACGGACAGGUUGGUUGAGAGCGAGGAGAGCGCCGUGCGUCAGCUUGCUGACAUGAAGCAUAGCCCGCUGAAUGCGCCACGGCCCCAGCGUGAGGAGAGUCGACUGCCCACCGCAUCAAUCUACCAGUCCCACCGUGGUACUGAGCAGCCGGAGCGCAAGCGUCAGAGAAACAGUGCUCCUCAGGUUAGGGUCGAGAAGCAAGCUAUUGAUCCCGGGCUCGGGAAAGGCGAUUUGAGUGCCCAGCCCGGCUAUGCAGAAGCGAUCAAGGCAUGGUCAAGGUUUCGAUUUGAGGCGUUCGGUGGUGGGUUCUGCGGUUCCACCUCCGCACCUGUUGUCUCCGACGAGACUCACAGCAGCAGCACCGCGCCCUGGAGGGGCAUGCGGAAAGGAAGCCUACGUACGCUGGGGACAAUCGAGUCUCUGCUGAUUCUGACCGAGUGGCACCCGCGCGCCCUGCAUUUCCCACCACCAGAUGCCACGGACGAACUCAUGUUACCUGACUUCAACGGGCAAGUCGGGCCUGGAGGGGACGACAUUAAGAACUCUGGCGUCGGCAUUGGUGGAAAACGUCUUGAAAGCUGGCUAGAACCAGCGUGGAGAAGUGAUCGUAUGUGCUGGAUGCUCUUGAGCACGGCGAUGGGCCUCGGCUACGAAAUGGGUGUAUUCGACGACAUUGACGAGCUGCUCAAGGACGAGGCCAUCACAAGGCCUGAAUACCGCGACGAAAUCUACAGGCAAAGAGCAAACCGUAUCAAGCGGCUCCUGCUCAUAUACACCAGUCAACUUGCUGGUCGCUUAGGGUGGACAAGCAUGGCCCCAGAACACUUUCGAAGGGCAGAUCCGGCGGUGACCAGAAAGCGCCCCAUGCCCAACGAUGAGAACACACCGGGUACAGCUCUCUCAUCAAGCUUCUCCAACGCCUUCAUUUAUGUACCCGACCUCGAACUUGAUGACCAGAUCAUCCACUGUUGGGCAGCCAUCACCAAUGCCAUGCACCUUGGCAACGAGAAAAUGUUUCGGUCACGAGCGCACACUGCGGAGAUCAUCCGGACUGGACAGUACCUGGAUCUUUUGAGAGAAUUCACACCCCUCCUGCAGGACUGGUUCAGAGAGUUUGAGAGAUUCCGCCUGCCGCCAUACUUGAAAUACAUCCUCACCAUCGAGUACGAGUACGUCCGCAUCUACAUCAAUUCACUUUCACUCCAAGCCGUUGUCGAACGCUGCACUAGCAAUGCAGGCAACCAGAACGGAACGGGAGGCCUGGCCAAUUCGGGGGUUCAGCUUUCGCCCCAGACUAUUUUGAACUAUUCGAAAUUGCCCCUUGGUCAACUCGGCGGUUUCAGCUCUCACGACCAGGAGUAUGUGCGCGAGGUAGUCGAAGGUUGCCGCAAUCUCUUGGGCAUUGUGGUCGAUGGCCUUUUACCAGGUGGCUAUUUGAAGCAUGCGCCUGUGAGGACCUACUUCCGCAUUAUCAGUGGUGCAAUGUUUCUUCUAAAGACGUUCGCACUGGGCGCGCCACGCUCGGAUGUGAAGAUGAGCAUCGACCUCAUGGACAGAGCGACAGAAGCUUUGCGCAAUUGUGUGGUAGACGACGUUCAUCUUGGUAUUCGAUUCGCAGACUUGCUCGAAACCUUGACUAGUAGACUGCGCAACCGCUUCAUACAAGCUCCAACGAUGCAGCAGGCUUCAGGCAAGGGACAAAGCCCUGUGCCAGAUAACAAUGGCACUGCGUCGGCUUCGGCACCGAAUGGGGCCGAGUCCGACUGGGUUGGCAACCAUGCCCAGACAUUGCGGGAUGAGCUCAAUGGCAACCGCCGACUUCUCAGUCCGACGAUGGAGGGUGGUAACAUUUCGGCUACUCCUUUCGAUCUUUCCGCCAGCGCAUUCCCUUAUCCCGGUGGCGCUUCGCUUGGCCCUGCAACGCCCACUGCUGUCCUGGAUCCGAGCACGAAUCCUCAAUUGUCAGCGCCUGGUACCGGUAUGGACGCAAAUAUGUUUGACGACUGGAACAAUCCUGGAAAUGAGAUGUGGUACCUGCCCACGGGGCCGGCCUUUUUCCAAAACAUGGAGAACAGCAGUGUUGCCAUGACGGCGGAAGGCGUGAACGUAGGCGGACUCGACUUGCUGGACUAUCUUGCUACAGACACUAAUAUUUAUCAUGGAGCGGAUGGGCCAAGCUCCAACGGACCUUUCCCUUAG